Messenger RNA from Letharia columbiana, 636 nucleotides. RefSeq lists its product as uncharacterized. Lineage: Eukaryota; Fungi; Ascomycota; Lecanoromycetes; Lecanorales; Parmeliaceae. The record is from RefSeq and is a predicted model, not a curated record. The transcript is spliced from 4 exons. Bases 1 to 636 code for a protein of 211 amino acids.
AUGUACGACUUGUUGUGCGAAAGGGGGACCCCAACUGACGCUCCAAUUGAUAUUUUCCACACGCGUGGCAGACCUUUUCACCGCCUUCCCUCGCCCACAGUAACGCUGUCCAGUUCGAGCGCCGCAAUCCAGCAGUCAAAGUGCACACCGGCCCCACGCGACCCACAGCUCGAUGCCGCCCGGCACACGUUUUUCGAAAGUGCGCCGGAACCCCCUCACGGACAAUCACGCUCGACUUUUGCUGACCUAGAACCACAGACACCCAGGAUCCGAGUCCCGCGUGAAGAUCUCGAAUACUACAACCUGACCUCUGUACCUGUGGCAGGUGGGUUCGGGCCACGCGACAGAGCUGGGCGCGCACCAUGGGUUGCACCGCCUGAAAACGAUCAGGCGAUGGAAUACAAAGACGACUUUUUGUCGACGAAAGGGAAGCGGAGAUGGAGGAGUGGAGAGCGCACAUCGAUCAUUGGCAUGGAGAUGAUGCGAGUGUCUAUCAUGUACAGGGGUCGUCCUUCGCCCGGCACCUUCCACUAUCUUUCUGAGAAUCGACCACGGUUGACGGCCGUCGCCUUGGGAUGUCAUCAGUGUGUGAACCGGGACAGCCUUUUGGAAUGGGUAGGAGUCGAACCGUGCUAA